Messenger RNA from Zingiber officinale, 569 nucleotides. RefSeq lists its product as uncharacterized. The record is from RefSeq and is a predicted model, not a curated record. Bases 132 to 323 code for a protein of 63 amino acids. The transcript is spliced from 2 exons. Lineage: Eukaryota; Viridiplantae; Streptophyta; Magnoliopsida; Zingiberales; Zingiberaceae.
AAUCGUGCCCACGUAACUCGCUGAACCAAACGAGUCCGGUUCGCGAAUCUCGAGUUCGAUAAAACCACCGGCUCCGGGAGCCCUAAAGCGACGGGCAGGAGCGAAGGCGAAGAGAUCUGCAGAAGAAGAAGAUGGUUCGAGUGGCGACCUUCUUCGCUAUGUCCUUCGGUGCUUUCGUCUUCUGGCAAUCCAUGGAGAAAGUUCACGUCUGGUUCGCUCUCCGCCAAGACGAGAAGCAAGAAAGAUUGGAUAAGGAAAUGGAGAUCAAGCGACUCAGAGAAGAGUUCCUCGCUCAAGUCAGAGAGAGAAACUCACAUGCAUAAUCUUUGCUAUCCACAUUAUUGGAUUUGGAUGUAUCAAUCAUCUACUAAUUUCAAUUCCUCAAGGCUGAGGUAUUUGUUGAAAAACACAUCAUGUUAUUUAUGCCAAUUGCCAAUAAUGAACUAAGUGGCGGUGUUUAGACAGACACUGUCAUGGAUAAUUGUGCCUUCUGUUUAGUUUGAAGCAAGUUAAUACAUUGCAGCAUGUUAAACAUUGUUUCGAAGUAUACGGACAACUUCUCUUGUUAA